Messenger RNA from Poecile atricapillus (Black-capped chickadee), 4633 nucleotides. It is a transcript of the gene SRM, whose product is annotated as spermidine synthase. Gene Ontology annotation, biological process: spermidine biosynthetic process. The record is from RefSeq and is a predicted model, not a curated record. Gene Ontology annotation, molecular function: spermidine synthase activity. NCBI's taxonomy places the organism in Eukaryota, Metazoa, Chordata, Aves, Passeriformes, Paridae. The transcript is spliced from 8 exons. Gene Ontology annotation, cellular component: cytosol. The coding region runs from base 34 to 1017 and encodes 327 amino acids.
ACGUGGCUCGGCCGUCACGGCGGGCCCGGGCCAAUGGCGGAGCGGGGCCCUGCGCGCGGCUCCGGCGGGGUCAGGCGGCGGCGGGAGCCGAGCGCAGGUGGCCCGGGAGCGGCCGCUCCGCUCCGCUGCGGGAUGGAGCGCGGCGCGGCGGCGCUGAUCCGCGAGGGCUGGUUCCGCGAGACGUGCCGCCUGUGGCCCGGCCAGGCCAUGUCGCUGCAGGUGGAGGAGCUCCUGCACCACCAGCGCUCCCGCUACCAGGAGAUCCUCGUCUUCCGCAGCACCACGUACGGCAACGUCCUGGUUCUGGAUGGGGUGAUCCAGUGCACGGAGCGGGACGAGUUCUCCUACCAGGAAAUGAUCGCCAACCUUCCCCUCUGCAGCCACCCCGACCCCCGCAAGGUGCUCAUCAUCGGCGGCGGCGAUGGGGGCGUGCUGCGAGAGGUGGUCAAACACCCGACCGUGGAGUCCGUGGUGCAGUGCGAGAUCGAUGAGGAUGUGAUCCAGGUAUCCAAAAAAUACCUCCCAGGGAUGGCAGUGGGGUAUUCCAGUGCUAAGCUGACCUUGCAUGUGGGAGAUGGUUUUGAGUUCAUGAAACAAAAUCAAGAAGCCUUUGAUGUGAUUAUCACGGAUUCGUCUGACCCCAUGGGUCCUGCAGAAAGUUUGUUCAAAGAAUCUUAUUACCAGCUGAUGAAGACGGCCCUGCGAGAAGAUGGGAUUCUCUGCUGCCAAGGUGAGUGCCAGUGGCUGCACCUGGAUCUCAUUAAGGAGAUGCGUCAGUUCUGCAAGUCUCUGUUCCCGGUUGUGGAAUACGCCUAUUGCACCAUCCCCACGUAUCCCAGCGGGCAGAUUGGCUUCAUGCUCUGCAGCAAGAACCCUAACACAAAUUUCCGGGAGCCCGUGCAGCAGCUCUCGCAGCAGCAAGUAGAGGAGAGGAGUCUGAAAUACUACAACUCUGAAAUUCACCGGGCAGCAUUCAUUCUGCCAGAGUUUGCACGGAAGGCCCUGAGCGAUGUGUGAGGCCGAGAUGCUGCUUCCUUCCUUCAAGCUGGACUCUGAGAUCAUCAGUGAUGUGGCUGGGAUCUUCUCAGCAGACUGCAGAUUUGCUCUCCACUGUGUGGGAUUGUUUAACCCUUGGCCAGCCAACAUUCCCUCUGAUGUGUUAAAGAUGAUGGGGCAUAAGCCAGAUAAGACUAUUGAAAAGGUCCAGUGACUUAUUGCGUGAGGUCAAAACUGUUCUUUCCAGUGCUGGAAAUGUAAGAUGUCUUUUUCCUUUCUCUCCUCCCUGCACCCAUUCUAAAUUCUCCCAACCACACCCCACAUCCCCCCCAACUGACAUGAUGUAUUUAUAACUGACACAUAUUUCUGUCUGGUGGUCUGGGAAGAGUUCAAAGGGUCCCUGACUCAGCCUUAAGCACAGAGAGAGAGAAAGAGAGAGAGAGAGAGAGCUUUGUGCACAGUUGGCUCACUCUCUCCUCAUGGGAGCUUCCUGCUGCUGACACAUUUUGACUGGUAACAGGUCUGAGCCUUUGUGUCCCACUGCCCUGCUGUGACUCCUGCACUGCUCUGCAGCACAGCUGGAGAAGUCACAGUGCAAACUGUUGCCAUUCACAAUAGGUCUCCCUCCAACCCUGAUGGAGUAGCAGUAUUAAACACCAGCCAGGCAGGCUGGCAGCAGUCUUGUGGCUUCUUUUUUAGUUGUUAAUUUUUAAAAUUGGUCAGAAACAGAAGUGCUGAGGUGCCAACAGGCUGACUCCUGUUCUUACCUCUUGCCCUCAGAGAGGUUCCAAAGAAUGUUUAUCAAUAUGGUGAUAGGUGCUUUAUAUAUAUAUAUCUAUAGAUACAUAAAUAUAUAUCUAUAGAUAUUUAGAUAUAUAAAAAACAAACCUUAGCUCCAUUGCCUGAUGUUCAGUACUGAUGCUGGGGAGUCAGCUGUGCUGACAAAUCUCUGAUCUCAGUCAUGUUGAGAUGCCUCAGGCCUGGGUAUUUGCAAGUCCUUAGGAGGCAUCAUUAUUUCCAGUGCUGCCCCCAGAUGCAUAAUUUGUUUUUCACUGUACUCUGUAAGAUGGAUCUGCCUUCACUUCUUUACUUCUGUUCUGAAGAUUCCAUGGUGUGGGAAUCGCCCUCCCAGCACAGCCACUGUGCCACUGUCACUCCCUGCACUCAAUUAAACACUCGGCUCUGGUUAAGGUGACAUCAGUGUGGGUCAGUGUUCUCUGGGGAGCGAGUGGGGAGGAAAAACAGAGAUCCUGAAGGUUUGCUGUGCUUCCAGGUGCACUCUCUAGUUGGUCUGACUUCCUCUCUUAUCUUUAGGGAUGAUGAGUUAUCAAAAUGAAGCGCUGAAGUGCGAUCCCAUUGCAUGUUUUGUGUUGUGGUGUAGCUGCCCAACAGCUCCUCUCAUCCUCUGUGCUGCAGACUCAGUACCUGCUAUCCAAGCUGUUCUCCAGUCCAAAUGCUGCCUCUGUCACAGUUUUCCAAGUGCUUUUCCAGCUGCCCAUCUCCCUGCUGCUAUCAGGUAGCUCCUCUCAGCCCUGGCCCCAUGGAGCUGCACCUUCUUUUCCACUGCAGCACUGGUGGUGCCUCAGGGGCUCUGAGGGCUGAAUCACUGGUUCAGGCUGGGGAAAGGCAUUAGGUGGCAUUAAGAAAAGACAAAAAUGCUCCUUCUGAGAAACUUUUUGGCUUGGUAAGAGAGAACUAGAAGAAGCAGACUUCAGCAGGGGUUGGGGUUGAGCUUUGCCAUAAUAAGUGACCCUACAAACAGUGCAGGUGCUCCAGCCACUGUGUGCCCACAGCAAAGGAUUUGUGGGGUCAGUACUCUCCUGCUUUCUCCUGUUUCUGAUGAGACCUGGCACUUCUUUCCUUCUGCCACCUGUACUGGUACAGUUUCUUUGUGGUCCCAAGCACUGCUGAGCUGCAGAGCUGAGUCUAGAUCUCUGUAUUCUGGUGUUGAGAAGAUAACACCUAUUUUUCUCUUCAUUGUCUGGGUGACUGUCUUCUUUCUCACACAAUUAAUUUGAGUUAAUGAGGCAUUUUCAUUGCUCCAUUCUUGUAUUUUUAUAAGGAGCAGACCAGUAAUGGAGGCUGGUUCUAGCUGCUCCUGUUGAAAUUCCUGUGGGUCCUGAACCUCACUCAGCCUUUCAUCCUUGACAGAAAAUGAGCUCAGUCACUUUCCCCUAGAAUGGGAACCAAGACCAGGACUAUGGUCUGGGAAGGCCUUAGAGCAGCAGCCAGCCAGUAACAAGUUCAAGCCUUUCACCCAUCCUUGGUGAGAACAACAAUGCCCAGGAGGGAAAGAGCUUCCUCAAACCUGUUGUUGGCCUCCACACAACUAAUUAUUCCUUCUGGUUCUUUGAGCUCUCUCCAAAUACGUGAGUUCAGCGAGUGGCCAGUGAUGAGAGCAGAAGACAAGACUGUUUCUCAUCCAAGUCACACAUACCCUGUCCACAAAGCCCUAUAAAUCUAGUUUCUGAGUGAUUCCAGUUCACUGUUCCCCACAGAGAGUUCCAAACACUUCAGUGCCUUCAAUGUGAGAAGACAGAGCUCAGAGCCUGAAUCAACACUCAUUAAAUGAAUCCAGCAAGAGAGGGAGCAGGGGCUUGUGCAGCUGUGGUUGGUUCCACCUGAGCAGCUCUGAGCUUCAGGAUGUAAAAAUCCCCCCUGUGCUGAGCACUGCCACAGCUCUGUGUGCCCUGUGAGCUGCUGGGAUGGUGUUUGGCACCUGCAAGGUGGUUGUGUCUGCAGAUCCAUCAUCCCUUCCACAGAUCUGUGUCUGAGCUGUUAUGCUGCAGGAUGUGGUGGCCAAGGGACGCUGGGGGUUGAGGAGACACUGGAAAUUCGGGUAAUGCUCAACAGGAGGAAACUGUGGGGUCUCAUGUAGAACUGAGACCUAGUGGGCAACUGAAAUACCUUUUUCAGAGUUUUAGCUGCCAUUUGCCUAAGGCUAGUUAAGCAAGACUGUUCAUAAGCAAAGAGUCACAAAGGUGAUGUUUGUCUAGACACGCUGCAGUCGUGUUCCAGCAUCUCAUCCAGCCAGGAGCAUGUGAACAGGGAUAGGCUUUGUCCCAGCUAAUGUAAAAUGUAAUGUCAGAGCAGGUGGAGACAAGCAAGGGAAUGGAGGCUGAUGGGCUUUUUAAUCCAUUGCUUAAGUUGCUUGGCACCUUUUGAACUGUGUCAAACUGCCCUGAGCUUUAUUCAUUGAACUAAUUCAGUUUUUAGAAGUUCAGAAGAGCUUCAAAAAAUUGAGAGAAACCUCCUGCCUGUAUCUCUUGAGCCUUUUCAGUCAGUUAAUUGGACUGAGUGUCAUAUUGACCCAGAGCUGAUGUUAUUGAGGCCUGGCUGAAUUAUUGAUGGAGCUUGGCUGGAACAAGAGGCUGUUGAAGAAUGACAUCAGAACAGCAGUCUCAGUAAGCAAGGAGUCAAAAAAGUAUUAAAAAGUGCUACAAGGUUCAGGUAGAGGCAAGUUCCCUUGCUAAAAUGAUGGGGGAAGAAGAGGGAAAAGUGUGGACAUGAAAGGACAGCUCAGGUCUAGCAGAAGAGCCAGACAAAAUGCUGUUACAAAGAUGAGAAAUCUAAAGUUAAAUACGGAGAAGUCUGGGGAAUGCUCUUUCCUACUCAUGUGUUGGAUGGAGUUUAUUCC